Raphanus sativus (radish) is the source of this 1905-nucleotide messenger RNA. Its product is annotated as probable pectinesterase/pectinesterase inhibitor 23. The transcript has 3 exons. NCBI's taxonomy places the organism in Eukaryota, Viridiplantae, Streptophyta, Magnoliopsida, Brassicales, Brassicaceae. The record is from RefSeq and is a predicted model, not a curated record. Gene Ontology annotation, molecular function: pectinesterase inhibitor activity; pectinesterase activity. Gene Ontology annotation, biological process: cell wall modification. Bases 171 to 1904 code for a protein of 577 amino acids.
UUUAAACAUCAAAACCUAAAAAAAACCAUAGCUAGAAGGGGCCUUAUAGCCACAGUUGCAGGCCCCGUCUGCUCCAUUUCUAACAUGUACAAAACGCAUUAGGAAAGUUAGAAGAAAAAGUUAUCUCUUUCGGUCUUUUGAGUUUUGCGUAUAAAGGAAACCACAAAGAAAUGUCUUUGGAUGAGGACAAGAAACGGAAAUGCCUCGUCGCUGGUAGUGUCUCGGCUGUGCUAUUGAUCAUGGUUGUCUCGGUAGCUGUCAUAACAUCUAAAAACUCACCCAAUGAAAAUCAGAUCAGGCAAACCACCAAAGCCGUUAAAGCAAUUUGUGCACCUACUGACUACAAAGAGAUAUGCCUCAAAAAAAUAAUGGACGCUUCUCCCAACUCCACAGAGCCUCUCGAACUAAUAAAGCUUGCCAUCAACGUCACAAUCGAAUCCAUCAACCAGGGCCUCAAGAAAGCCUCUAUAGAUGUUAAACCCAAGACUGAUGAAGACCCAGAAGCAAAAGAUGCUUUUGAGCUCUGUGAGAAGCUAAUGUUUGACGCUAUUGAUGAUCUUAAAAAAUGUGUUAACCGUGGGUUCUCAGCUACUCAAAUUGUAGGCUUUGUUGAGGAUCUUCGGGUUUGGCUAAGUGGCUCCAUUGCUUUCCAGCAAACCUGUAUAGAUUCCUUCAAGGAGAUUAAGUCUAAUACUCUUAUGGUUGACAUGCGCAAGAUCUUCAAACCAUCAAAAAAGCUUACCAGCAAUAGCCUCGCCAUGGUUACUGAACUUUCCACCAUUCUCCCAAAUUCCAACACCACAGGACUAACAAAAGCUCUUUCGAAAUACGCCAGAAAGCUUUUGUCUACAGAAGAUGGUAUCCCAACAUGGGUUAGACCAGAGGUACGGAAGCUCAUGGAAGAAGAAGCACCAACAAUAAUAGAAUUACAACCACAACCACCACCACCACCACCACCAUCGAGAACUGAUGCGGUGGUGGCUCAAGACGGAAGUGGACAGUACAAGACCAUCGCCGAGGCUCUAAACUUUGUUCCCAAAGACAACAGUCCAUUCAUCAUCUACAUCAAAACGGGUAUAUACAAGGAGCAAGUAAAGAUCACUAAGAAAAUGCCUUACGUCACUUUGAUAGGUGAUGGACAAAACUUGACCGUAAUCACCAGCAGCCUCAACUUCGGCAUCGGAAGAGUCAAGACUUUCCUAACAGCCACAGUCACAAUCGAGGGGGAGCACUUUACAGCAAAGGCCAUCGGGAUUGAGAACACGGCAGGACCAGACGGACGACAGGCGGUGGCGUUGAGAGUUUCAGCGGACUACGCCGUGUUCUACGAGUGCAAAUUUGAUGGUUACCAAGACACUCUAUUCGUCCACUCCCAACGCCAGUUCUACCGCGACUGCACCGUCACGGGGACCAUAGAUUUCGUCUUCGGCGACGCCAAGUGCAUCCUCCAGAACUCCGUGAUCGUCUUCAGGAAACCCAAGAAAGGCCAGACGUGCGUCGUGGCCGCUCAGGGACGCAGCGACAGACACGAGUCCACGGGACUGGUGUUCCAGAACUGCCACUUCACGGGAGACGAGGAGUACAUGGCGAUGAGACCCGCGAAGAAGUCGUUCCUAGGGAGGCCGUGGAAACGGUUCUCGAGGACGAUCAUGCUGAUGUCGGCGCUGGAUGACGUGAUCGAUCCGGACGGGUGGCUUCGGUGGAAGGGCGACUUUGCGUUGAAGACGCUGUACUUCGCUGAGUAUAUGAGUGCUGGGUUUGGAGCGAAUGAUAGCCUUAGAGUUAAAUGGCCUGGCGUCAAGAAUAUAACGGAUCAAGAGGCUCAGUUGUACACUGGGGGUAGGUUCUUAGGUGGUGAUUCGUGGAUCCCUCAGACCCAAGUUCCGUACAUUGCCAACUUGUAGG